This is a messenger RNA of Adineta ricciae, 627 nucleotides long. The record is from the annotation of a GenBank genome assembly. NCBI's taxonomy places the organism in Eukaryota, Metazoa, Rotifera, Eurotatoria, Adinetida, Adinetidae.
AUGGCAGAUAAAAGUGCAACUCGUUCUCGAAGAACCGGUGGCGUUCGAUUCUCCAAUGAUACAACAGACUCGUCUGACGAUCACGAAGAACAUCCAUCUAGAAAUGAAUUCGAUUGGGAAGAAAAUUGUGCGAAUGAAUGUUCGUUUGAUUUAUAUUUCGGCAUUUUAAAACUUUCUCAUAUCUACUCAAUGGCCUUCCAUACCACUUUUCGUGACAAUCCAGUCGAAUUAGAAUCGAUUGUUGAUCAUCACGAUGCUCGUGGCUUACAAUUAACUGUGAACAAAUACGAAAAUUCUCAUUCAGAUCGUCGAAUCAGUUACGAAGUUGAACUUGUGAUCAAUGCUGAUACAAUUCCUGGUCCAUUCCACCGAACUUUUUUAUUGAGAGAAGUUUCUCAAAAGAGAUCAGUAAAGGUCAACGUGAAAGGAAAAAUCCUACGUGAAAAUCAAGGCACGGCGAUAUUGAGGCACGGACGCGAACGAGUCUAUUUUUCUAAAACAAUAUGCGCAGGCGAUGGAAGAUUUUCUCAUCCAGCUGUUCACAUUCCCAUAAGAUGGCUUUUAUUAUCAUUCGAUUUUGUAAUCGAACGAUCAGUUUAUAUCGAUCGUAAACUUCAAUUAUUUUAG